Molecule: messenger RNA, 1110 nt
Organism: Megalobrama amblycephala (Wuchang bream)
Lineage: Eukaryota; Metazoa; Chordata; Actinopteri; Cypriniformes; Xenocyprididae
Exons: 2
Coding region: 118-789 (223 amino acids)
Source: RefSeq, a predicted model, not a curated record
AUCAAAGUCCAGUGUUCGUGUGUGUUUUCACCGCCCACUAACACACAAAUAAAAAAGUGAGCGCGUGAACUGCACAGACGAGGGUCUCACAGCGCGUGAACGAGAACUGUCAGGAUCAUGACGAGAACUCUGGGUGAAUUAUCUGAUCUGAGAAAGACCAGGUAUGGUUGGCCACCUCCCAGACAUGGUCUGAUCUUGCUGUGGUGGUUUGCUCAUGAAUGUGUUCAGAUUGACUAUGAUCGUAUGAUUGCCCGCUGCAACCCUGCAAAUGGAGCUUUUGGCUUCCACCGAUUCUAUAAUUGGGACAAGCUUCUUCCUCGCACUAACCUCCCAUACUAUGAGGUGGGCAACCUGAACACCACUGGCUCACUGCCGCUGUACGUCACUAAAUAUUACACAGGAUAUAUAGACAACAGCAACACUGAUCGCAUCAUUGUUUUAUUUAACUCAAGGUGGAACAGAUUUGAUUGCGUUUAUGUGACACAGCACUCAGAUCUUGUGAAGUUUGACCAGAAUCACACUUACUGCAUUAGCAUCAAACUCAUGAAGGAGAUUAAAAAUUUGAGCCGUGAGGAUUUCCUCAGAGAACUCAUCUUUCCAAAACGACCCAAUCCUUCUGAACAUUGUUCCAUAGACAUGACUAACAAUGUAAUGCCCAAUGCCCAAGCUAGACCAUCAGACACACCUGAGCCAGUGCAGAGUGAAACUAGAUGUGUGAAUAAGAAAUGCUUGAUUUUACUGUUUCUCAUUGUUGCUGUUAGUGUCUUUUUAUGGUUUAAACUGAAAUAGUUUUCAUCCACUGCUGUUUGUUAUUCUAGCUCAAUUUGAAGCUGCAUUUUGCUUCCUGUGGAUCAGUUGCUUAUUUGAAUGAAAGAAAUUAAAUAUGUUUACAUGAUUAUUAUUAUUUAAAAUACAAUGUUGCAAUGAUGUAAAUAAAUAUUCAAGAUUUAGAAGGACCAAAUGUAAAACUAUAAGAAUCAAUCUUAAUAUUGAUAUUAAUCUGAAAAUGAAUUCGUUUCAUAUUUGUUGUGCUUAUUUUUUGACAUAAAUACAAACAGAGAAUGUUGAGAGAAAAAUGACUUUGUGCACUAUUAAAACUCCAAAAACCAU